Messenger RNA from Henningerozyma blattae CBS 6284, 1272 nucleotides. RefSeq names its product SRP1/TIP1 family protein. The coding region runs from base 1 to 1272 and encodes 423 amino acids. The record is from RefSeq and is a predicted model, not a curated record. Lineage: Eukaryota; Fungi; Ascomycota; Saccharomycetes; Saccharomycetales; Saccharomycetaceae. The transcript has a single exon.
AUGUCUGCUACUAAAUACACCAAAAAAGCCGCUGUUAUGGCUGCUAUUGCUGCUAUUGCCAAUGCCAAGGCUAGUCAAAGAGAUGUCGAUGAAAUGAACUUAAUUAUGGCUGAUGUUAACGAAAAUUUGGUUGAAUAUGCCAAUUUAUUAGGUAAAAUCGAAAUUCCUGACGCUUUAUUCGAUAUCUACGGUGCUAUGGAUGCUGCUACUGAUGAUUCUUGGACCACCAUGUAUGAUAACUUAGACAUGGCCCAAAUCACUGCCAUGUUAACUGCUUUACCAUGGUAUUCCUCUAGAUUGGAACAACCAUUAUACAGUAUCACUCACAUUCCAUCUUCUACCUCUACCUCUACUUCUACUUCUACCACCUCUACCUCCACCUCUACCUCUACCUCUACCUCUACCUCAGCUGCUGCUUCUUCUGCUUCUGCUGUUGAAUCUACUGCUGUUACCAGUACUUCUAUUGCUUCCUCAGCUGCUGCUUCUUCUGCUUCUGCUGUUGAAUCUACUACUGUUACCAGUACUUCUAUUGCUUCCUCAGCUGCUGCUUCUUCUGAUUCUGCUGUUGAAUCUACUACUGUUACCAGUACUUCUAUUGCUUCCUCAGCUGCUGCUUCUUCUGGUUCUGCUGUUGAAUCCACUACUGUUACCUCUGUUGUUGAAUCAUCUGUUGCCCCAGAAACCGCUACUUCCAUUGCUCCAAUUAACAACUCUACUACCGUUGUUAUUUCUUCUGUUGCUCCAGAAACUACUACCUCUAUUGCUCCAGAAACUACUACCUCUGUUGCUCCAAUCAACAAUACCACUACUACUUCACAAUUUGCUAAUACCACCUCUUAUACUACUCAAUUGUCUACUGUUUACGAAACUGUUACUUCUUGUGAAGAUGGCUGCAGCGGUCCAAACCCUGAAUACACCACCUAUGUCACUGCCGUAGACACUAUCACUGGUACUACCACUUACUGUCCAGAAUCUGAAUUAACUACAUACACUUCCGAUGUUUCUACAGUUGACAAGACUAUUACCUCUUGUGAAGGUGACUGUACCAACACUGCUCCUACUGCUUCAAAGGAUGAAACUACCUACAUUACUCAAAUUUCUACUUUGAAGACUACUGUUACUACCAAGAUGAACACUGUUUCUCCAACAAUCAAGGUCCAAGAAUCUAGCUCUGCUACCGUUACUGUUGAACAACAAACCCAAAAUGGUGCUAACAGAUUUGCUAUCGGUAUGGGUGCCGGUGUCGCCGCUGCCAUUGCUAUGUUAUUAUAA